Aspergillus calidoustus is the source of this 2946-nucleotide messenger RNA. Lineage: Eukaryota; Fungi; Ascomycota; Eurotiomycetes; Eurotiales; Aspergillaceae. The record is from the annotation of a GenBank genome assembly.
CAAAAUGCGUGGCCUCCUUGACCUUCCAGUCGAGAUCUUAGAUCAGGUGCUCUCACUGGCACUGACCGAGCCCCAUUCAAGCCAACUAUGCGAUUUCGCGCUCGUCAAUCGAGCAUGGCAUUCCAGAACAACGGUCCAGGUUUACAGCUUAUGGGCCUACAACGGAACACGCCAUUCAUUCAAGCAGUUGUGGCUCUUCCUUCGAACCAUCCUCUCCAACCGUCAUCUCGCAAGCCUAGUGCGAAGAGUACACAUUGGGAAUUGGGGUGUUAAUCCAUAUGCACUUCUUGGCCAUGAAGCCGACUAUUCUCUCCAUGAAGAUGAUAUUAGUCUCACGCGCCAGGCGAUUGACCAGGCCAAGCUUAUCCCUAUCGAGUCUACUAUGAUCUCGGACAUUCGCCAGGGUGACUGCCGACCACUCAUGGCACUUCUCCUUGCGUCGCUACCGAAUCUUCUUGUCAUACGCGCUCAUGUACCGCGGGAUGAUCCGUACCUCACGGCCGUCCUGCAGCGGGCCCUUGUUCAGCCAACCCACGAGCGAGGCACCCCAGGCCCAUUAAGCCAGCUUCGCGACGUAUAUGUCUUUGCCGAGGUUCCGGUUCCUGCUGAAAUCCCUUUAGAAUAUCUUUCAGACAUCCCUGCGGCCCCUCUGCGACUAGACGUGAUAUGGCCUAUGCUUUUCCUACGAUCCAUGCGCAAGCUUCAUUUGUAUGACCUCGAGGCGGACGGCAUAGCCACGUUGAUCCAAAAGCACCAGGAUCACCAGACUAGCUACAUUAAUGACCUGUUGGUCCGGACCCUUAAAGAAUCAAGCUGCCAGCCCGCUGAUCUCAAAGCCCUUAUCCGUCUGCCACGGGCUUUGCUGAAAUUUUCGUUAUUCGUCGAUGAUCAGUGUCCUCACCUGCGGAAGGUUCCUUCCAAGAUCUCAAAUACGGAUAUCUGGGAGGCGCUUCACGAACACCAGAAAGAGGUCCAGUAUCUGGACAUUUUCCGCGCUGGAGACCAAGGACGCAAUAACGAACGCCCUCUAGGACAUCUAAAGUCCCUGCAGGGCUUCACUCGGUUAAGGGAAAUACGCGGUCAGCUCUUGCAUCUCACAGGGGUCGGGACUAACGCCGUCCCCAACGAGGCCAACCCGCUUCUUAAAGACACCCUACCGGGGUCCCUGGAGGCCUUGCGGCUGUAUUGUAACGGAAACAGCACCCGCUCCCGCUCGGCGAUUGCGAAGCAAAUACAAGAGCUCGUGAUGGAGGGCUCUCAUCCGCUUCUUGGCUCGAUCACGUUAGAAGAUGAGGCCUUGACCAAGGCAACUGUGGGAUAUGAGGAUCCUAAUGGGCGCACGGAUGUUGGCCGUCUUCUCCUACAAUCCAGGGUCAGAUUCGAGUCACGCGGCGCCUGUUUGGAACCGAUGACUACCCUACCAGAUUUCUGGUGUCCCGUGCCCCGAGCCGGGCACUGUAUCAACUUCUGGGGUGAUAUGCACGAAGUGAGGCUUGACGGAAACGGACGGUUCUUCAAUAUGACGCAGAGGAUAUCACCAAUCAAUGAGGAGGAAGACGACAUACCCUAUCUCCCAUAUUCGAGGAAAAUCCAUGUUUCGCCAUUCACAACCCACACCGGGGACACGACACGGCCGGGGUACAUGGUGUUCGAAAACUACACCCCCAUUCCGCUGCCUCCACUUCUACUAUUUGUCAUCUACUUCACACAUCCCUAUACGGUUCCUUCCGCAACUGAUCUUCAGGGGCUGUACAAAGCACUUACAGGGUACGAGGAUGAUGUCUACCCUCGACUUGACGUCUACUUUCUUCCGGGGGCGACAGAGAUGGACUGCCUAGCUCACUACGCUGGUGAGCAGAGCGCGCGCGGUAGCUACAAGGCUCAGAUUGCCCGCUUUCAAGAGCUUCGCAGUGGCUCUAGUCUUGGGCUCCCUUCUCCGCCAGCACCGCCGGGCCAAUUACCUGGGAUGAUGCUGAUCGAUGACAAGUAUCCGUCCACCAAGGACAGAGGGAUUCUGUUUAUCUGCACCGAGAAGAAUUGGCGAGAUGGGCAGCAAACUCUGUGCUACGUAAGAUUCCACUCGCCGGAAUUGCUACCUGGGACCAUGGCCACAGGUGAUGCCAGCAGCGGCAAUGGUAAAAGUCACGGAACAGAGACGACAGCUCAGCAGAAUGAACGGGGGCACAGGCAGCCGUUGACGGUUUCGGCCAUACAUAGGGAGCAAAAGUCCAUUAAUCGAGAGAGCCCGGUUUAUGAGGAGGUGGAAGCAGUCGAUCGAUACAUAGCGGAAGUUAGCUAUGAGGCUAAUGACGUCUUGGAGUGGGUCUGGAAAGAGGCCACUUACUAUCGCUGGACCAACUGGGCCUGACGAUCACCGCUGCUUUCCUCACCUGUUGUCCUGCCGUUCCAUUUGCUUAUUUCUGUCCCUUGUUUCUUUCUUUGCGAUUACCUCUCGCUGGUUCCCCGGAGUUUCUUCCCGGUUCUUCCGCAGAGACUUGGGCGGGGUGACAAGGACGGAAAAGAUCUUUACAUUUGAAGCGAAGCUUGCCCCAUGUAUGGUUGAAGGGGUUGUGUCAUGUUUGGAGGUUUCGACAGUGCGGGUAUAUAAUCGACCGAAUGGGAGCCUUCGGCGCAAGAACAAACGGGAAACAGCCCAUCGUCGCGACGAAGCCGUACGCCGGGCACUGUGUCUAUCGUUUAGCGACCUUUGACUACCAAUAUUUCAAGAGAUAAACAAAACAUUUCUUGCAAUUCCACUUAAUUCGUGUCUUUCACCAGACGAAGCUCUGGACUGAGUGAGUACUCAUGAAACGUGUAAGAUUCUAUAAGAUAGAUUAUUACCUUAGUAGGGGGCUCUUGCAAAGUAUAAUAUAACUCUUUAUAAAAAGCUUAAGACUUUAAAUAGAAGGAUAAGAUUUAUUAGUAUUAAGGACUCUAUCUUUAGGC